Messenger RNA from Acanthoscelides obtectus, 966 nucleotides. The record is from the annotation of a GenBank genome assembly. Lineage: Eukaryota; Metazoa; Arthropoda; Insecta; Coleoptera; Chrysomelidae.
AUGGCAAGAGCAUGCGAAGACAGGCUCCAAUGUAAGCACUGUCCAAUGAGAUUUGGCAGUUACAAGUCCACCCGACAGCACGAGCGGAGGGCACACCCGGUGGAAUACGCCGGUGAGAUCGAGAAGAUGCGCGGUCCUCUGCCAGAACCAGAGAUCUUGCAGAUCAUGGCGAGGAUCGAAGCCCGUGAACCAGCCGGGCGAGUUAAUAAGUGCAUGGCUGAAGCCACAGAUCUCACCGUUGACCAGGUGCGGUUCAGGAGGAGGAAGCCCGAGUAUCAGAGAUAUCUCGAGCUCGCCCGGAAGCAAUUCCGGGCCUCUGGUACUCGGAUUUUACCAGCAAAAUCUUCUUCCCCCGCCGCAUCUACUAGCGGAUCCUCCGUGGUGUGCCAGACGCCCGUGCCCGAGGGAAAGGACAAACUUAAACAACCAGCCUCCUGCGAAAACGAGCCUCUUUCGCAGGACAUGGAGUCUCCUCUGCUUCAGAAGGUAUCAGCAAGGCAGAAGCGGAUGAGGGAGAGUUGCUCACCGCACGACCUCAACCCCGCCAAGAGGAAGACGGCUGGAGUAGGGACAGAUGUAGGCAGGAAUACGAGCUCUAUUAUACUAGCUCUAAGGCCACCGGUUCCAACGGUGCGCCAAAAAAUGCCCGAGAUGGCAAGAGGAAGAGGAGAGAGAGCGACUCUCCAAUUCAAUCGAAAAUCGUUCAACCCAGAACUGUGGUCGCCAGUCCUAGCGACCAACUUGGCAUGGAACCUGCGCGUUCUAAAGUACCCGUAUCGCUGCGUGAGAACGCAGCUCACCAUUCCGGGUCUGGUAACCUCUCCGGUCGUAAUACGACCGCGGCUCCCCAUGCUCCUGAGGCAGAGCUGCCUCCGUUCCGCUGAGAGAUCUCGCACCAAAGGUGAACAUAAACUCUACUUUUGUAGAGUACCUGCGAGAUGCUCGAAGCGGAUUCAAUCUUCCUGA